Pyricularia pennisetigena is the source of this 6012-nucleotide messenger RNA. RefSeq lists its product as uncharacterized. Gene Ontology annotation, cellular component: cytoplasm. The record is from RefSeq and is a predicted model, not a curated record. Gene Ontology annotation, molecular function: protein binding; guanyl-nucleotide exchange factor activity. NCBI's taxonomy places the organism in Eukaryota, Fungi, Ascomycota, Sordariomycetes, Magnaporthales, Pyriculariaceae. The transcript is spliced from 2 exons. Bases 1 to 6012 code for a protein of 2003 amino acids.
AUGGACGGGGGCAACGAGGAGGACCGCUCGGGCACCGCACCAUUGCCGCCCAGCUCGAGACCCUUCCAUCACCAACAGCAACAUGAUCCCCGUCAGCACCACCACCAUAACCACAACCAUAACCACAGCCACUACCAGCAGCAUUACAAUUACGAACUUGACGACGACGCCUUCACACCACCCGCCGCUGCCUCCACCAUACAACACUUCGAUCGAAACCCCAACCGCCCCGAAGUCGAGACUUAUGCCGCCGCCAAUCUCCAGGCCGUAGCCGCCAAUGCUGCUGCUGUCGCCUACCCAAACUCCGACUUUUCCAACGCGGCACCCCCCGAAAGUCCUUCCGAACCCGACGACUUCUAUCGCGAUCACAGAAGCCGACCGGCCGACUCGAUGGCUUCGGCUGCCCUCCCGCAGCAUCACCACACCCUCCCACGCACUCACAACAUCGCGCAUUCCCGACAAACAUCCGCCACCGCGCGUGCAGAUUCGUACGGUACCUCGAUUGUAUCCAAACAUGGGCAAAAUGGGCUUGCCGCAGGCCACAGCGGACCCCGGUCCACAUACCGCUCCGCUUCCAUGCCCAUAGAUGAUAGACCGUCCAAGCCAACUGCCGGUGCCUACGGCCCUUCGAAGCAGCCAAGUGUGAAGGAUCUGAAGAAGCGCUUCGACCAAGCAGUAGCGGAACCGUCACAGGGCAAGGUUAUACGUCAGCCAGGAACUCGGCUCGUCUCCAAAGAUGGCUCGUCCGCCACUGCACGUGGCCGACUUGGCGGUCCGCCGGGGACCUACCUUACUCUCAGGACCUCAGUUGACCGCGAUGCUGGGUCCUUUUCCACAAGGUCCAGUUCCAGGCAGAAAUAUGUGGAGGAGGAUCAACUUUCCAGCAAUGCCAAAUCUUUCGCGAGCAGGAUGAGGCCGAAAGCAGCUAGUACUGCAACCAGCACUCUUGCGCAGGCUGCCAAGGCUGUAUCCCCUCCCCCUGUCAGAUCACCAAGUGUCCCAGCGACGUCACCUCGGUCUGCGCGACCGGCUGGUCUACUAUUCGGAGAGAUACUGCCACAGGAUGACGGCUCACGCACUGUGGGUUAUGGUAUUGACGAGAUGACCACUAGAUCUCUACGAACCUCCGAGCAACAAGCCCAUGAGCUUACUUCACCUGACCGCGCCUCUCAAGAUGAUGGCGAACCAGAGUCCCCCGCUGAAUGGUACCGCAGAUCAUCCAAAGGCUCGAGGAUACCGACGUCUGUUCAUGUCAGGACACAAAGCGAUACUUCAGCCAACAAGUCGCCCAUUUCGGGGAACCGACGUCCGGCCUCUCGACAAAAUCGAAACUCGACAUCGUCGCAAGCAUCGCAAGCAUCAUCGCUCUCGUCUCGUCUUCCGGUCUCGGUGAAAAAGUUGGGCGAAUCACCAACCCAAAGCAGUCCGUCAACCCGUGCUAACUCACCUUCCCAACCUCUUCCGGCCAGUGGGAGAUCCUCCAGGCAGCAUGGCAUCCGCGCCAAAACGCCAACGACACGGUCAACCACACCCACCAGCAAACGCUCGAACCACAGUACGCCGACAACAUCAUCACGAAGACCUGCGCCCAACAAGAUCGCCACCCCUAGUAAUCAAGGGAACACCCGGCUAGCAGCCUACAUAUCUGCUCCGCCGCCCAAGCUAUCACCCCCACUGCGAAGUUCACGCCCGCGGCAGCCUGUUUCGAGCGCCAGUACGGCGAGCUCUCGUCUGAAAGCUGUCGAACGUUCCUCUGCCAACAAAAGAUUAGGGCAUGAUGACGAGCCCAACGGUCGCAGGCGCAAGAUAGACGUUGGUCCAAUCGACUUUGCGCAACGCAGGGAGACGAUCAAGCUCGCAUAUAGCAAAUCGAUUCGAGAGUCUCAGGCCCGCGAGGCAAGACAAGCUGCUGCGGCGAGGCGAAAGGAACAGAUGGAAGCAGCAGCGAAAGCAAAAGCGGAAGCCGAAAAGGCCUUGCAGAUGCGUGCGGACGCGUCUUCUGCGAAACAGCCACCAGAGCGGGAAUCCCCAUUCACUCGUGCAGACCUGCCAGCUCCUGGUGAACAAGGUUCUGCCGUAGACAGCGGCUUGGGCUCUUCGGAGCCUUCUUCAAGGCUCGUCACGUCUGAAGACAAGACGGAUGCGGAUGCCACUGCGGCGGAUGUACCAUCCAAGUUUCCCGAUCUCGAGAUUCCAGGGAGCUUUCCCAGCUUUGGUUCCCCUGACUUGGCGCAAGAGGAAGUGCCUAUGUCGGCUAUUUCGAACACUUCCGUGAUCACCGAGUUCGACGACGAGCCGCAGACGGAGCCCCCUGUAUCGAUAGGUCAGACUUCGGGCUUAGGUAUUCAACUGCCUUCUGCACAGCCUGAUGCAGUUUACGAAAAGGCCAUCUAUCAAUCGCCAUUCGAAGAUGACCGUGUAGAGGGCGCGGUUCAAUCCACGAUUGAUGCGACACAGGACUUACCGUAUGCUCAUGAGCCUUCCAACAAUUCUGCGCCCACAACCACAGAACCCGAGAGAGGAAGCGCAUCCGAAGCUGAGCUUCUUUCGGGAUCCCAGCAUAUGGAAGACAUACCUAUUCUGAUACAAGAUCAAGACCCAAAGAGUUUGGUCAAGCCAGUAGUCAAAGAUGAUGCGAUCGCACAACAGGACUUGCCAGCAGAACAAACACCACCAACCGCUAGCCAUCAAAUACCCGAGUACGAGCCUGGGCCGUUUGUACCCCAAUCUCAGCCCACAACGGUGACCAUUCUUAGCCGUGGGUCCUCUGACUUCUUGCCGCCUGUGCAAACAAAUUUUCGAACUGAUGUUGUCCGUGAUUCGGAAGGACCCAGUCAGUCACCGCAGAUGGACAGUCUGGAGGACUUCUAUAUUGGCGGCCCACACCUGCGAGAUAACAUCUCCGCCCUACGAGAUUCGACCUUCAUGUCGUCUGAAGCCUCGGACGAGCACAUGACAUCUUCUGCUGAGGCACAAAGAACGCCCGACACUUCCAGAAGCUUGACAAUCCCUGGCUUAAUAUCACCGGCGAAUCGGACAAGUCAACACUCGGCAUGGACUGACUUCUCGCUUGAAAGCUCCGAUGCUGGACGCGAGCGCACUUCUAAAUCCGGGAUGAAUGUCAUCAGCCGCGACUCCACAGUGAGGGGGCGCCCGCCGAUGUUCGAUUCCAGGCCAGAUUCUUAUGCCAGUGACCACAGGAGUGAAGACCAUGGAUACAACUCCGAUGUGCCGAGAGCGGAUGGGCGUAGCACGGGCACAUUUCAGCUGGAAAGACAUGAGCUCCCAGAGCUUGACACAGGUGAUGGAUUUACCAUGGAUUACGUAUCGCCUUCCGCCAAGCGUUCGUCGGUGCCCGGUCAACCUGACCAUGAACCACCGCCAAUACCGACUCCUGACAAUCGUUCCGUUCAAGAGGGCCGUCGAACACCAUCGAGUAGUUACUACGACCAGACUCGACCUAAUAGCUACCUACAAAGCGUCCCUGACGAUGAGUUCGGCGGAUCGCGCCGGGAGAGCGAGGAGUUUACGCAGCCAACUUUCACCCCGCACUCAACUGGCCACGCGUCCCUCGAUAGCACGGGGAUUGGCUUUAGCAGGACAACGACGCUUGAGGUCGAUCAAAAGACAGCCUUGGCCGACGAUGUCAAAGACCAAACGAGCGCCCAAGCUGGUGCCAGUGGAAAGGAAAGGAACCGCCUUGUGCAACGCCAGAACGUUGUCAAGGAGCUUAUCGACACGGAGGGAUCGUUUGUCAGGGAUAUGAACGUUAUCGAAGAAAUCUACAAGGGAACCGCCGAGGCCUGUCCGAAACUCGACAACAAGACGAUCAAGCUCAUCUUUCGAAACACGGACGAGAUCAUCGCUUUCCAUACUGCGUUCCACAUAGAAUUGAAGGAGGCGGUGGCGUCCGUGUAUAGUCCCAAAGGUCGACGGUCACCGCUUUCCAGGGAGAGCAAGGAAGAUCCUAUCUCGGAUUCAAUGACUGUUCGCUCAAAUGGCUCCUGCUCGAAAGAUGGCCGUGAUACAAACAUGGAGCCCGACGACGGCAAAGAUCGGCAAACAUCCAUUGGACCUGUUUUCGUCAAGGGUAUCGAACAGAUGCGUGUUGUCCAUGAAAGUUUUCUGCGGACCAGUGACCCAGCCGCGAAGCGUCUGAUUCAGAUACAGGAAGACCCAGCGGUUCAGGUUUGGUUGAGCGAGUGUAACGAGGCUGCCAGGGAUCUCACGGCCGCAUGGAAUCUGGACUCGCUCCUGAUCAAGCCAAUGCAGCGCAUCACCAAGUACCCGAACUUGAUCAGUCAGCUUCUUCAAUAUACACCCGAGGAUCAUCCGGAUCGAGAAGCGCUAAUAUCCGCUCGCAACGCACUCGAGACUGCUAUUCUUGACAUCAACAAAACGAAGAAGAAUUUUGAGCUCGUGGGGCAGAUCGUGGGCCGCAAGCGCAAGGAGUCCGACGUUCGAGCAGGCUUCGCCCGGGCCUUUGGGAAGCGUGUCGACAAGCUGCAGGCUGCCGCAAUUCGCGUUGAGGAGGAUACGGAGUACAAGGCGCUUCAGGAAAAAUUCGGGGAUGAUUACUUGCGACUUCAGGUCGUCCUUCGAGAUGUCGAGUUUUAUACCCGCAAAGUAUCAGAAUACGUGCACGAGUUCCUCCAGUAUCUUUCCGCUAUGGAGCUUGUCAUGCGACUCCAGCCGUCGCCCUUUCCUGAAAUUGAGAGCAAAUGGGCCCGCUUCAACGUGUCGAUGCGAGAUAUGGAGAAGGUCGCCUUGGAUCAGCAUCUCGCACAAGUACGAAAGCAUGUCAUAGAACCGUUCGAGCUGGUGAUUCGAUGCUACAAUCAUCCGUCCUUGGCCAUGAAGAAGCGGGCAAAACGCCGUCUCGACUUCGAGAGGGCGGAACAGCUCAAGAAGGCAGGCAAGAAGGUAGAUAAGCAGCUGAGCGAGCUGGUCGAGCAAUACGAGGCCCUGAACGAGACAUUGAAGAAAGAAUUGCCAAAGCUGUCGGCCCACACCGAAAAGAUAGGUAACAUCUGUCUCGGGAACUUUGUCUGCAUCCAGGUCAAAUGGUUCUCGAUAUGGAAAGAUAAGGUCAAGGCCGUUCUCGACGACAAACAUGUGCCGGAGAUGUCUGAGGUGGUUGCCUCAUUUCAUAGGGAGUUCAAGUCGAUGGAGGAGCAGAUCGCCAGCAUCGGCAUUAUCAACCCCAGUCUAAAGCCGAGGACGUCUCAGUCAACGACAGACGAUGGCAUGUCACGAAUCAAAUCUAGGCCCUCUGAACUCACGACUCGCUCUAGAGGACUGUCUAUAAACGACAUGGUACCGACUAUACCGACACCUGAUUUUGUCAGAGCCAAUAACGGACAUAAUAUUACAUCGCCUACUGUGACGUCUCCGACGUCGUCAUCUCACCACUACUACUACUACAAAGAACAGCACUCGGGACUGAAUGGCCAUGGGCAGUCUAGAUACGCUGUACCAGCUUCUCCCAGCCACAACAGCAGUCUCUCUGGCGCUCCUCCUCGGCCGCCCACAAGUCGCAGUUAUGAUUCCGGACCGUCACAUCGCCCAAGCGUGGACUCCACAGCACCAAUCAUGGGGUCGUUGCAACAAAGACGGGAUUCGGGCUCUACAUAUGCCACCAACUAUGCUUCAUCCGAGCAGCGAGACCGACGGUUCUCAGGACUGUUUAGCUCAGCCAUGCCGCCCGAGGAGGCGGAGGAGCGCCAGUUGAGGUCACGACAGCCAUCACAAAGACCUUCUCGGGCUUCAUCCCGCGAGCGACCCGCGAUAAACGGGUACAAUGUCAUGUUCCUCGCCGCAUCUCUUUUUGAGUUUAAUAUUGAAGAUACAAAGCACGAGGCCGGGUAUCCUUAUCUGACGUACCAAGCCGGUGAGAUAUUCGAUGUUAUUGCAGAAAAAGGCGAGCUAUGGCUCGCCAAGAACCAGGACGACCCCGCGAAAGUCGUCGGGUGGAUUUGGUCAAAGCAUUUUGCGAAGCUUGCAGACCCAUAG